Molecule: messenger RNA, 566 nt
Organism: Camelina sativa (false flax)
Lineage: Eukaryota; Viridiplantae; Streptophyta; Magnoliopsida; Brassicales; Brassicaceae
Product: proline-rich protein 3-like
Cellular component (GO): cell periphery
Source: RefSeq, a predicted model, not a curated record
CAUUGUCUCAAAAUCAUCGAAACAAAAGAAAAGUCGUCAUGGCGCAGAAGAUCACAACAUUGGUUCUGCUAAUCGAAAUAUUGUUUCUGGUGAGUUGUGUGAGUCAUUUCACCACGACGACGGCGGAUAACGACGUUGAUGUGAUUCACGUAGCCGGAAAAGUUAUGUGCCAAGACUGCUCUCUGAAUUACGGCGAAUGGAUCAACGGCUCUGAACCCAUCAAAGGGGCAGUGGUAUCAAUCACUUGUAUGGACGAGAGGAGAAGAGUGAGAUACUAUGGCAGCGACAAGACAGAUGAGAGAGGCCAGUUCGAUCUAAUCGUCAACAAUGUCCUCUACGGCGGCAAGGAACUCAAGCCUCAACUAUGUAAUGUCCGGCUAGUGUCUUCUCCGGACCAGUCAUGUGACAUUCCGACCAAUUUUGGGGAUGGUCUAACCGGAGUGAAGCUAGUUCGACCAUUCAUGGUUUUCAAGGAUCUGGUUAAGUAUGUGGUCGGACCAUUUUAUUAUACCACUCCCAUGUGUGAGACGCCCAAAUUUGAAAACAACUACUAAAAUUGGGAAGGU